AUGUCACUGUCUCCUCAUCUCCACACGCACAACACAACACAAAGCUCCUUCGACGUCAUUCGUUUCACUGCAAAACCAAAGUUCAGCUUCUUAAUGCUCUUUUCUCUUUCCUUUUGCAGUCAUUUCUUUGAUGCCCUCGCGAGGGCAGUGACCGCUUCGCAUAGGAGGAGGCAUUGUUGUGCCUGUGUGUGCUGUGCGUGGAUGCCUUCUUUGCUGGUUCACGUUUUUCUUUUCCCAUUUUUCUAUAUACUUUUUUUCUGGUUAUAUACAGUCUUUGUUGUUGUGGUGGUGGUCGUUGUCACCGCUUUUGCUUUAAUUCGUGUCUUUCCGCGUUUCCUCUCACCCCCUGUUUGCUCAUCAUGA
This is a messenger RNA of Leptomonas pyrrhocoris, 363 nucleotides long. RefSeq lists its product as hypothetical. The transcript has a single exon. The coding region runs from base 1 to 363 and encodes 120 amino acids. NCBI's taxonomy places the organism in Eukaryota, Euglenozoa, Kinetoplastea, Trypanosomatida, Trypanosomatidae. The record is from RefSeq and is a predicted model, not a curated record.